AUAAUUUAUAUACGAAGUCUUUCCGGAUUUCUCCUACACAAUUUAGCAGCUAGACGGAAGACCCAAAUGCUUAUGGGAUGACACAAUACGAGGAAUAAGGAGGUGACAUUUAUAACAUUAUUUUGGUCUUUUGACCCUUUCCUUUUUUGAAUUGAAAACGGCUUCUUGCUUUCAUUUGUCAAAAGCUUAUUGCUUUCAUUUGUCAAAAGCCAGCUGGUAAUCGUGCUCUCCACGUUGUUCCUUUCUUUCUCCAGUUCUUCACACAGUCAUCUCAUUCUUUCUUUCCCCAAUAUCUUCAAUUUUAGUCUCUAUCAAAGUAUGGUAAGAAUUACUCAGCAGAAAUAGUAUCAUUACUCAGUUUUGCUGGUGUAGAAUCUGCAUAAAAGAAUCUGGAUGGCAGCUAAAGUUUGAAACUUUGUGAUGUUAUAUAGCUGAACUGUAGUAGCCUUUAUCUGUAUUUCUGAAUCGAUAUCUCCGGCUAAAGCUUGUGGCAUUGUACAAUCAAAUGUUUGACCUCAAAGUGCCAAAAUAAAGGGGGUUGUUGGUGUAAUGUGGGUUGUAACCAUUUCCUUCGCCAUGCUCUUAAAAUGCUGAAUUCUUAAUCUGCAGGAUCAUAGAAAGCAACUUGAGUAAUGGGUUACUAAGAAUCAGCUGCUUGAAAUGGAUCCAGCGUUUCAGGGAGCAGGAGUCAGACCUGGUUUGGAUAUUUGGGGAGUAGAGAAUCUCCAAUUAGUCCGGAUCCCUAUAUCCUUGCACGGGAAGUUCUACUCCGGAAGUGCUUAUCUACUUUUACAUACAUUGUUGCUCAAGAGUAGAACAUUUCAGCAUGAUAUACACUAUUGGCUUGGAAGUAAUGCGAAACAGGAAGAUGCAAACUUGGUUUCAGACAAAGCUCUUGAACUGGAUGCAUCACUCGGGUCAUAUGCUGUACAAUAUAGAGAAGUUCAAGGAGAAGAAACUGAGAAGUUCUUGUCAUACUUUAAGCCUUGUGUUAUCCCAAUUGAAGGUGUAUUUUCGUCUGGUCCGGCUAAUGAAAGCAGUGAGGAAUACACAAUCAGCAUGUUAACAUGCAAAGGAGACCGUGUUGUUCAUGUCAGAGAAGUUGCAUUUUCACGAUCAUCCUUGAACCAUGAUGAUGUAUUUAUACUUGAUACGGCAUCAAAGAUUUACAUUUUCAGUGGAUGUAACUCGAGCAUUCAGGAAAGAGCAAAAGCUUUGGAGGUUGUUCAAUAUAUUAGAGAUAACAAGCAUAACGGAAGAUGUGACAUUGCAACUAUAGAUGAUGGAAAAUUUGUUAGUGAUCCUGAUGUUGGUGAAUUCUGGAGCUUAUUUGGUGGUUAUGCCCCCAUUCCUAAGGGCUUGCCCUCUAACAUUGAAGCAGCAGCAGCUGAUAAUGCAGUGCUGAAACUCUAUUGGAUAAACACACAAGGAAAGCUUUCUGAGGUUGGAAGUGGUGAUACUCUAAACAAAGAGAUGCUUGAUUCUAAUAGGUGCUACAUGCUUGACUGUGAUUGUGAACUUUUUCUUUGGGUGGGAAGAUUCACGACAGUUACGGAGCGGAAGAAUUCUAUUUCUUCGGCAGAAGAUAUCCUCCGGUCUCAGGGCAGAUCAGCUGGGACCCAUUUAACAUUCUUAACCGAGGGAACAGAAACUGCCGUGUUCAUGUCAUACUUUAGAGAUUGGCCUCAAUCUGUAGAACCAAAGUUAUAUGAAGAAGGCCGAGGAAAAGUAGCUGCAAUAUUUAAGCACCAGGGUUAUAGUGUGAAGGAGCUUCCCGAAGAAGAAGAUGAAGAUCAAGUCAUGGAUUUGAGUGGCAAAGUAAAGGUUUGGCGGAUAAGUUGUGAUGAUGAUAGAACUUUUAUUCCUUCCACGGAGCAUUCGAAACUAUACAGUGGGGAUUGCUAUGUCAUCCAGUAUACUUUUAUGAAUAAUAAUGAAAGGGAGGAGAACUUGUUCUAUACUUGGAUCGGUCUUCAAAGUGUUGUGGACGACAGGGCUGAUGCAAUCUCCUAUAUGAUUGAACUCACUGAAUCCACAAAGGGUAAUACAGUUAUGGGUCAAAUAUAUGAGGGCAAUGAACCAAAUCUCUUUUUGUUAAUUUUCAAGAGCUUGGUUGUUUUCAAGGGAGGUAAGAGUACAAGAUAUAAAAAGUCCCUUGGUGAUAAAGGUGUUGGCGACAAUACUCUUGGUGAGAGUAAGGUGGCGUUGUUCCGAAUCCAAGGAACUAGUCCAUGUAACAUGCAAGCCAUUCAAGUUGAUCAUGUUCCAAGUUCUCUCAAUUCAUUCUAUUGCUACAUCUUGAAGACUAACACAUCUACAUUUACUUGGGUCGGAAAUAUUUCAUCUUCAAGAGACCACGAUCUUCUUGACAGAAUGUUAGAAAUGAUAAAUCCGAUAUGGCAGCCAGUCAUGGUGAGGGAAGGUAGUGAACCUUAUGCUUUCUGGAAUGCAUUGGGAGGUAUGUCAGAGUACUCUUCAGAAAAGGAAAUAAAGGCAUUUAAGGAGGAUCCGCAGUUGUUUGUAUGCAUCUUUACUAAAGACGAUUUCAAGUGCAAUCAAGAUUUGGGGAAAUGCAUUUGUCUUAAAUAAUUGAGCAUCCAGUAACCGAAUAGGUAAUUGCAGUAAGAUAUUCUAAACGACUAAGCCAUCCUCUCAUUUACAUUUGUGACGAAAAUCACAAAAUUAAUAUGCAUUUAUAAACUAUACUUUUUUCCUUAGCGAGGAUGAUUAAGAUUCAGAGAGUGUCAUAUUAUCAAUUGCAUAUUUGAUUAAAAUCAUCAUUGAACUUGUAAGCCUUGUAAUAUAGCAUCAUGGAAACUUAUUUAGAGGACUACCUUGAACUAUUUUUUUUCUCUUAAAGUGUAGAAAUAGUCAAGGAUUUGUCAGAUCGUGGAGUAAAUUAUUGUUCACAGGAGUCAUAUGCCUCUAGUGGAAUUAUAAAUGUUGAUGGAUAUAUUUUACUAAAAUACAACCUAUGGGAGCCGUUAGGGAAAUUUUGUUGUUUUUAAAGCAUAAUAUAUAAAUGUCGAUGGAUAUAUUUUACUAAAAUACAGCAUUACAGCCUAUGGGAGCCGCUAGGGAAACUUUGUGGUUUUUAUAGCAUAAUAAUUUUUAUUAUCCAAAAUUGCAAAUAAUAAGUUUAUAUAAGCAAUCUCAGACAGGCUUUUGUCUGGCCUCAAUAUUGCAGGUCAAAGAGAUAUUUAAUUUCUCCCAGGAUGAUCUCACUACUGAAGAUGUCUUGGUACUAAAUUGUCAUAGUGAAAUCCAUUUUUGGAUAGGGCGCAAUUCAAGUAUCAAGUCAAAGCAGGAAGCUAUUGAUUUUUUCCAGAAGUUUCAUGGUAAGGAGACUCCCAUUGGAAAGCUUUCUCCCUACAUUCCUGUCUAUAUUGUAACGGAAGGUUGUGAACCGCCAUUCUUCACUCAAUAUUUCGAAUGGGAUUUCUCCAAGGCAAACAUGCUUGGCAACUCAUUUGAGCGGAAGCUUGCUAUUUUGAAGGGAAAACAUCAAAUACUGGAAGCUCCAUCCAGGAGUUCAUGGAGAGCAUAUUCAGUGGAAGCUACCCCAAACACUUCAAGAAGUAGGUCUGUUGGUGCUGCUCAUGGGUACAGAAGAAGAAGUUCAUCCCCUGCUCCUUCGGCUUUUUCUGGCAGCUCUUCAAUAAAAUCUGUACACACUAACCGUUUUUCUAGCCCACCACCGACUUCUGCUACCAGAAAGCUUUUUGUAGGAUCUUCAGAUCGUCAUCAUACUAAUGGUUUAUCCAUGUCUACGGGUAAGGCCACUCCGCAAAUCAGUCAGAGUGAGGCCAAUAAAAACUUGCCAAAAUAUCUAAAUGAACAACUGAAAAUAGGGUCAAAAAAUCCGGUGACGAGUCCGCAAAUCAGUCAGAGUGAGGCUGAUGCAAACUUGCCAAAAUAUCCAUAUGAACAACUGACAAUAGGGUCGAAAAAUCCGGUGGCGGGCAUAGACAUUACCAGACGGCAGGCAUACUUAUCGGACGAGGAGUUCCAUGAGAAAUUUGGAAUGACAAGAAGUAUCUUUUAUGGCCUUCCAAAAUGGAGACAGAACAAGCUGAAGAUGACUCUCGAUCUCUUUUGAGAAAGCUUGUGAGAAUCCUACAGAGCAAUCAUGGAAGCACAUGGAGGAUCUGCUUCAGUAUACAGCAAGUUAAGCUGUCAGUUAGGAGGCAUGGAAAUUAGUGUGUGUUUCCCUUCGGGAAACUACGAAAACUUUUUAGCAACUCUUCAAACAUUUGUUUUGCACGUUUCCGUGCAACGUGCGACAUAGCUAACAAUGUGAUCAACAUUUGUGUGCAGAUUUGUCGGUUUGUUUGUUUGUUUGUUUGUGUGCAAUUUUUCAUUGCUGGUCCACUUUUUUAUUUUAUUUUAUUUAUUAUUACAGGAUUAUAGGACACAAAUUCCUUUUGCGUGAAUAUAUAUUGA
This is a messenger RNA of Cuscuta epithymum, 4443 nucleotides long. The record is from the annotation of a GenBank genome assembly. Lineage: Eukaryota; Viridiplantae; Streptophyta; Magnoliopsida; Solanales; Convolvulaceae.